Messenger RNA from Funneliformis caledonium, 412 nucleotides. The record is from the annotation of a GenBank genome assembly. NCBI's taxonomy places the organism in Eukaryota, Fungi, Glomeromycota, Glomeromycetes, Glomerales, Glomeraceae.
UGGUAAUCAUAUUAUUGACGAUUUUAUUAAAUAUACCCAAUUGAGUGCAACCCAAAACUUAGAUUAUCUCGAAUAUAUUGAUUUUAAUCAACUUGUUCUUGUGGAAAAUAAAAAUAAAGGUGGGGCAUAUAGCACAAUUUAUUCAGCAUAUUGGUUGGAAGGUCCUAGAUGGAUUUGGGAUGAAGAAGCUGAACAAUGGACACGUAAUGGGCCUAUAAAAGUUGCACUUAAAAGACUUAAUAACUCGUUAAAUAUGAGUGAGGAAUAUUUGAAGCAACUCUAUAAAUAUCGUCCAUCUCUUCUAAAUUUACACGUUUCAGAAGUAUUCGGAAUAACUAGAGAUGAUACUUCGAAUUUUAUGUUUGUCAUUAAAUAUUAUGAGAAUGAAGAUUUACAUUCAUAUCUUGAUCAA